UUUUCAAUCAUCAUGAUUGAUUGAUUUUUUUCUAUUGUUUUUAAAUUAUUUAGAAAUUAUCAUCAUCAUCAUCAUUGAAUUUCGUUCGAUAAAUUGAUUUUCGAAAACAAGUGAAAAUUAAAACGAAAUCAGCAAUAACAUUGAAAAAAAUACAAACGACAACCGUAAUAGAACAAACAAAGCCAUCAAUCAAUCAAUCCAUUUGAUUGGUUGAUUGGCCAUAACAUCGAAAAAAAAUGGCCAGAAGAAAAUCGACAGCAAAAAUUGCCGAUAAUAACAAUAAUACCAGCGGUCAACAACAACAAUCAUCAACAUUUAAUCGAACAAUGGCCAGAAAUAAAUCCGGGAAACAAGCAAAAACAACGACAAAAAAGACAAAAGGACGUCCAAAAGGUAAAACGAAACAACCGCAACAACAAUCGCAACAGCCAACAAUAUCGGUCACAAAAAGAGGUCGAAAACCUGGUAAAAAAUCUACAAUAACAACGAAUGAGCCAACGAAAUCAACACCAACAAAAACAAAUGCGACAAAACGUAAAAGAACGACAACCAACACUAUACGUUUAAGCCAGAAUCGUGGCAUACGUCGUCGACAUUAUUAUUCAAUCAGUAUGAAAUUAAAAGCAUCCCGUGAAUAUAUGCGACAAAAAUUAUCAACAUUAAAAAAUCAAUUACAAUUGAUACGUGAAGCACAAAAAGAUCCGGAUUUAGCACGAAAAAUGAUUAUUGCAUUGGAACGUUAUUGUGACAAAGUUGUUGAUCGUGUACGUAUUAAACGUAAAUCUCGUCAUAAAAUAAGUAAAACAGCUAAAAUAAAUGAAAUAAAAAAUAAGAAAAUCGAUUUGAAUACACCACAAUCAAUAUUAUGUGAUUAUAAUUGGACACAAUUAUUAAAUCGACGUAAUUUUGAUCGAUUACCAGCAUAUUAUCAAUAUCGUUUAACAAAAUUAUUGCCUAAAUGUGAUCAACAAUUAUUGGAUUCAAAUGUUAUCUGUCCUACCGAAACGGCCUUUACUAAUGAAUUUUUUUCCCGUGCUGUAAAUAAUUAUUUUAAUCGUCUUGUUGAAGGCAAAUUAACCAAUGAAUCUUUGGCCAAAAUUAAACGUGAAAUUGAAAAAACAAAAAAUCGUUUGGAUCCACUUAAAUUGAAAUAUUUUGAACCAGUAUUUCGUACACCGGAACAAGACUUACCAAAACCAAUGACUGAUCAGGAACGUUAUCAACAAGGAAUGGCAUUUAUGAAUGCAUUUGUACAUUGUGUAGAUAAAGUUAAACAAACACAACAUAAAAAACAAAGAUUAUUAUCAGCAAAUCAACAACAACCAUCCACAUCGGCUAAUCCUCCCCAACAACAGCAGCUAUUAAUGAAAAAACGACUAUGGGAUCAUUUACCUUCAUUAACUACUUAUACCGAUCCAAGAGUGCAGAAAAUGAUGGAUGAAUUAUCGAUUAAACCGAAACGUUCAUAUACGAUUGCCGAUGUGGAAAAGAAUCCUAAUCUAGCACCGUAUUUGAAUAAUCGUGAUAUGGAUCGUUUUGUACAUAGAAAAAUAUCAUCAUUAAUGUCACAAUUAUCGAUCGAUAUUGAUCCAAGACUUUGUUAUCGUUCUUGUGAUUCGCCACCAUCAUUAUCAUCAUCAACAACAUUGAGGACAACAAUCGAUACGAUCAAAGUGUUUGAUGAUGAUCGAUUUGAUCAUCAACAACCGGCUAGUGUUCAAUCGAAUGUUGUUGAUGAAAUUAUCAAACCUGAACAAUUUGAACAAAUUAAUGAUGUCAAUGUUAAUAGUAUCGAUACGGAAUGUAAUCUUGAAAUCGAACAAUUAAACCUUGACGAUCAACAACAAUUUGAUCAUUUAUUAUUGAUUAUGGAUCAGAUUUCAAGAAUCAAAAAUCGUCAACCAUCGAAACCAGUGCAGAAACGAAAAUCAUCAUCAAAAACAAAAUGGAUGAUUGCUUCGCCCACAACAUUACAACGAUGUAUUUCACCUGUCGUUUUUGCUGGUGAUAAUAAUAAUGAACGGGCAACAUUUUAUACGGCAACUGGUAAUAUGUUGACUAUGAUACCAUCGAAUGAUUCAAAGAUAUUUGAAGAAUUGCGUCAACAAUCCACAAGAUCUAUUCCGUUAUCGGAAUUUAAUCUAUUGACUAAUCGUAUUAAUAGUUCGAUAAUUCAGGAUCAAAAUCAAUCAACUUUGGAUAUGAAUCGUAAUUAUUGGCCAAAACCAACUAUGAAAAACCAAUCAUCAUCGAUGACACCAUCGCCAAUGAAAAAUAAAACUGCAAAAACACAGUAUUCAUCAUCAAUGAUUCAAGAUAAUUAUAGUCAAAUAAACCAACUCCCAUCACAAUGUUUUGAUCAAAACAUUAACAUUAAUAAUGCCGGUGGUGAAUCGUCAAAAUUAUCACCAUUAAAAGUGCAACCAAUACAUGUGAUAUUCGAUAAUAAUAAUGAAUCAGUACCAAAGAUUGUACUCACACCGUCACCAUCAUCAUCAUCAUCAUCAUCAUCAUCAUCGUCAUCAUCACCACAAUCAUUAACAUCGAUAUCGAAUCAGCCAAUAGCAGUUAGUUCAUCAAUGAUCAAUCAUAGUUCAUAUCCGGUUCAUAAUAAUAAUAAUAAUAAUAAUAGUGGUAUGGUUCAUCUAAAAUAUAAUAAAAAACAGCCAACUACCAACAAACAAAUGAUGACUGAAAUUCCAACAAAUAAUUAUCGUAUUAUUGAAUUGCCACCAUCAUCCUCUGCAUCGACUGAAACACUAGCCAAAUUUUGUACAAUACGAUCAUUACCAAUGCAUACAUCAUCUAUCGCUCAACAACAACAAUCAAUGAAACUUUCGAAACAUACAAUGAUUAUGCAACAACAACUACCGACAACAUCUUCAGCCAAUAUUGUUGUUGAUCAACCGAUAACCAAAACACCUGGAUUAAUGCCACCACCACCUAAUAUUCCGCCAUCAAAGCCAAAACGAAGACGUUUGGUGAAAAUGCCACGUUCACCAUUUAAAACUGUAACAACUUUACCAUCGAUUGUACAAAGUACAAUUCCUUCAAUCGGCUGUGAAUUGCUUCAAUCACCUUCACAGAAAAUUGUUCGAAUCGGUGGACCCAAUACUGUUAUCCAUCAUCAACAACAACAUCACCCAUUAUCAUCAUUAUUAAAAGUAGAAAAUAAUAAUGCUCAAAAUGAUAAUAUUACUUUGUAUCGAAUGCAGAAGCAAACUGCUUCCACACCAUCACCACCACCAUUUUCAUCAAUGGUCAAUAUGAUAUCACAACCAUCAUCACUACUACCACCGCAGCAUCAGCCGCAUCAACAACAUCGUAUCGAACCUGAACAAUCCAGUCAACAUCAUCAGCCACAACAACAACAUCAACGAUCAUCAUUCAUUAUGAAUCAGGUAACAACAACAACAACAACAGUUCCAACAGUUCGUACAACAAUGACAAUGACAACAACCGAAAGCAGUAUUCUUGCACAUCACCAACAACAACAACAACAAUUUGUUCCAAUAACAUCAUCAUCGCCGACGAAGAUCAACAACAACAACAAUCAAAACAUACAGCAAGCACAUAAACAACAAUUUGUUGUCAAUAUGGCAAUGAAUGAAAUAACAUUUGUUGGACAACAUCAGCCAUUAAUUUCAUCGAACAAUACAGCUAAAACAACACAACCACCACCAUCAUUAGCAUUGAAAAAUCGUCAAAGAAAAACACGAACGAUCAAUAUGAUUGAUACGAAUGAUAAUAAUCGAUAUAAUCGUCGUGGUCGACGUCGUACGGAAUUUGUCAACAAUAACAACAACAAUGUUGAUCAUGAUGAUAAAUGUUUGAUCAUAGAAUCCACUACUACUACUACUACUGCACCAACAAUUGAAUCGAUUAUUGAAACGGAAACUAAGCUGAUAGAAUCGAAUCUGGUGUCAGAAGAAAAAUCGGCUACUUUGACUGUAGCCAAUAAUACUACUAAUAGUGAUGAAGAUUUAGAUAUCAAAUCAACCGUACGACCAUCAACUUCAUCGGAUAUUGAUAUGGAUAGAAAAUAUGAUCAAGAACAAACAAAAAUAGUGAUGCCAGUUAUGACCGAAAUGCAAUAUCUAUGGCAAUGUACUUGUUAUCGAAAUUUUACUCGUUCUAUUCGUAUAUCGGCACGGUCAUUAGAACAUUUAGCCAUUAUAUUUCGGAUAUGGUUACAACAUGAUCCAAAAUUAUUAUCAAGUCAAUUGUUUGAUAAAGUUAUUGCCAAAAAACUAGAUACUGUACGUAGUACAUUGAUCAAUACGAUUAUGUCGAUUAAAGCAUUGAUUGCAUUGACACCAUCAUCACAAUCAACAAAAUCAUAUUCGGAUGCUAAACAAUCGUUCGAUAAUCAUCUGAUGAAUAAAUGGACAGCUAUGAAUGAUGAAAUUGUUAAAGAUCAUAAUUGUCCGGGUAAACAUCUAAUAGCUAAAUUUGAUUUUGUCGGUCAACAAGGACAGGAAGUAUUUCAGACAACAUUUUUUCUAUUAAUGUCCGAACAGGAAAAUCUACGUAAUUUAAACACUGAUCUCUAUAUAAAUAUGUCAUCGAAAUUUAUUGCCUAUCUUGAAUUUUUUAUCACUAUUAUGCGUUGUCGUUAUCAUCAUCAUCAUCAUCAACAUAAUUCUCGUCAUGAUCGUGGUCAUGGAUAACCACCAUCGUUGUGUAUGAAUUUGCCACUAUUUAAAAAAAAUAUAUAUCAUUAACACUGUACAUUUGAAAAGUAUUUAUUAUUGAA
Dermatophagoides pteronyssinus (European house dust mite) is the source of this 4756-nucleotide messenger RNA. RefSeq lists its product as uncharacterized. NCBI's taxonomy places the organism in Eukaryota, Metazoa, Arthropoda, Arachnida, Sarcoptiformes, Pyroglyphidae. Gene Ontology annotation, molecular function: chromatin binding. Gene Ontology annotation, cellular component: PR-DUB complex. Gene Ontology annotation, biological process: animal organ morphogenesis; positive regulation of transcription by RNA polymerase II. The record is from RefSeq and is a predicted model, not a curated record.